Haliotis rubra (blacklip abalone) is the source of this 1262-nucleotide messenger RNA. RefSeq lists its product as uncharacterized. The record is from RefSeq and is a predicted model, not a curated record. NCBI's taxonomy places the organism in Eukaryota, Metazoa, Mollusca, Gastropoda, Lepetellida, Haliotidae. The transcript has 2 exons. Bases 141 to 917 code for a protein of 258 amino acids.
AAAUGGUGAUAUUUUCAGGACAUCAUCCAUUCGGAGACUGAGCUUCAGACGUUUGCAGUAUUUGCCGAAUUCCCAGCGACCACAGACACUAAUUGUUGGACUUCACUCCUAAUAGGGCGACAAACUUCUCUCAAAUCAACAUGGGUGUGAUCGAUCUGGAUACAGUUGUCAGGAAGUGGGUGGAGAACCGAGUGGGGGUCGGAAACGCCAGCAACAAGGCCAUGGAUAUCGACUGGCACAGAGUCCACUUCUCUACCGUCAGUUCCAACUGUUACGAAAGCACCCAGUAUCAGCAGCAACGCUAUGGGGCACGAGGGUCCCAGAACACCGCGUCAGGCCGGUCCCAGGUUGUUUUCACGUCUAACUACGAGAACAACACGGGGGAGGUACAGAGCCACACCUUCCAGAUGGAGAGGUCCACCGACGCUGUGGUCAGGACCAGUCUCACUAACGGCUUCUCCAAAGGCGGCGACGUCGGCAUCAACGUUGACGUACCCGAUACCAUCUCCAAGGCGACUGCAAGCUUUGGCAACGACGUCCAAAUACAACAGCAAGACGACAACACGGUCAAACACGCUGUCAAGUGGUCCCUGAACUCCACGGUGAAGGCCCAGCCCUACUCCCGGACCACCGCCAAGCUUUGUGUCACCGAGACGGAGAGCGAGUUCGACUUCGACGCCGAGGUGCACAUCAGAGGUACAGUUCUGGUCAAGAUGACCAACGGUGGGGGUGCCCAAACUGUAAGCCAGGGGGACAUUGCGACCAUUCUACAGGACGAGACAGAUAAGGGCAGAUUCAACUCCGACAACAAGGUGACCAUUCAAGGGCGGAAGGUCUCCUGGAAGGUUGCUGGGAAACUCAAGUUUAAAUACGGCAUUUCCCAGGAUACAUCUGUAUCGAGUGAAUCACUUUUGUAGAUGGUGAUACACUCUGUCAAAGACUAUUGCAAGAUGGUCACAGUCCGAGAUCGGAAGGCGAUACAAACGUUUGAGACAUUUCUUGUUUAUGAACUUUAUACAUGAGAGGAACUGAGAUUAAGAAACAACUUUUCAGACAUCCUCUGAAACUCUUAAAAUGGUUCAAACUGCCACUUGAUUACCUUUGAUAUCACCCUUGGGUUGACGCUGGAAAAUAUUUGACUUUUGUGUUUAAUAAUAUUUCUGUGUAUUAUGUUGUUGUUUUCUACCAUACAAGAAUAUAAGCAUUACAAAUUGUGCGAUGUGUACAUUUGUUAAAAUAAAGUGUAAUCAUCAAAUAACAAA